Impatiens glandulifera is the source of this 1320-nucleotide messenger RNA. Its product is annotated as myosin heavy chain, clone 203-like. The transcript has a single exon. NCBI's taxonomy places the organism in Eukaryota, Viridiplantae, Streptophyta, Magnoliopsida, Ericales, Balsaminaceae. Bases 1 to 1320 code for a protein of 439 amino acids. The record is from RefSeq and is a predicted model, not a curated record.
AUGGAUCUCACAAACUCUGAUACCAUUGAAGAGGCCCUACACCGAACCUACCUCUUAAGACCGCGAGCACAACUAAGGAAGCUAACCAUACGGAUCCGAAAGAUUACGGCAAGGUUCGAAGAGGUAGCAUCGGAGGACACCUUAACACCGUUGGUGUUGGAAAGGCUUGAAAAAGAAAGAGGAGAACUCAUCCAAGAAAUCGACCGGCUGGAGGCGAAGUACGGACAAAGGGAAAUACCGCACUAUACAGCUCCACGGAUCGAUAGGAGUCCAGCUCACAGUCCAACACCUCCAAGAGCGAAUUCGGCAACAGAUGAAUCUGAUGAAAGGACGGACCCUCCUCUAACCGGGCAAUCUCCACUUAAACAACCGGAAGUAUCCGAACCGGGUGUCACAAAAGAAUGGGUUGAGAGCCGUAUUCAAGAAUUUGAAGACUCGGCGGUUACCUCAUUGGAGGAGAAAUUCAACAGAACUGUCAGCUCGGCACUCCGGUUCGCCAACACUACAAGGCAACUUCUAAUAAGAACAAGGGAACGGUUCUCAGAAAUCGAUGAUGAUCAACAGGAAGAAGCGGUUCUGCGCAGCAAACACCUUAAGCGAACCGUAAUUUUAGAGGAUACAACCUCCGAGUUAAAAGAGAACUUUGCCCGGCUUAAAAGAGAGACCGAUGAACGACUGACAGAGGUUGCCAAGGAUCUGGUCGGCACGACACUUGAUAGGGUCUCCGAUCUUGAGAAGAAGAAUGAGGGUCUCGAGGCCGAGCUCAAGGCGCUUAACGCACAAGUUGCCGAACUACUCAAUGCUAAGAUAAAUGCGGAUGUCGCGGCUGUAGAGGCUGAUGCCCGAGCGGCUAAGAAGAUCCAGGAUGCGCUGGACAAUGAAGCAAGAAAAGAGAAGGGGCCACCGCAACAUCCCGAAGAGGAGGAAGCCGAGCGAAUUCGAAGGGCAGAAGCCAAGUUUCCAGGAUUUGCAAAGAAGGCAGCCGCACAAGCUGCGAAGGAUGCUGCACGGUUAGAAAGGGAAAGUCAGAGGCUAGAAAGCUUUGCGGCCGAUAACAAAAAGAAAAAGGCGGCCUCUUCCGUUUCGGUUCCGGCAAAACGGAAAAGAGAAUCCUCGAAGAAAGCUCAGGUGGCCGACCUGCUGAAUGUGGUAACUGACACGGCUAUUGAGAGUAUACCGGACCCGGCUACCCACAGCGAAGAUGAAAUUGAAGAGCACCUGCAGCCCCGGUCUACAAGACCGCGAGUCUCCGGAUCGGCCAGUCGACCGCAACCAGCGAAGAAAAAGUGGAACAUAUAUGACUUCUCGGACUCGGAAUAG